Molecule: messenger RNA, 1700 nt
Organism: Hordeum vulgare subsp. vulgare (domesticated barley)
Lineage: Eukaryota; Viridiplantae; Streptophyta; Magnoliopsida; Poales; Poaceae
Product: B3 domain-containing protein Os06g0194400-like
Exons: 4
Coding region: 93-794 (233 amino acids)
Molecular function (GO): DNA binding
Source: RefSeq, a predicted model, not a curated record
AUGCUCAAUUCACCUCCCAAGCAGAGCAGCGUCAUCUUCUCAGAAAAAGAAGAGCAGCGGCGGCGGGGAGGACGCAGAACCGGGAAGGGGAAAUGGCGGAAUCGAACUCGUACGAGGAGCAGCGCCGGAGGCAGAUCGAGGAGAACCGCCGGAAGCUGGAGGAGCUGCGGGUGCACCACCUCUCCGCCGCCGUCCGCGAGGCCGCCGCCAGGCCCAAGCCCAAGCCCAAGCCCAGGCCGAAGCCCAAGGCCCCGGAGCCCGGCGAGCUCCGGCGGUCCGGCCGCGUCGCCAGCCUCCCGGAGCAGCCCAACUACCUCAACGACGCAGAGCAGCGCGACUACCGUGGAGUGUACGAGGCAUACGCUGUUCGGAAAGGGCCGACCGACGAGCAGAGGGCCGGCGCCAUCGCCAAGGCCGAGGAACUCCGGCGCCGGAUCCACCGCUCCCGCUGCCCCGCCUUCGUCAAGCCCAUGUCCCACAGCCUCGCCAUCAAUGAAGUCCACAUGCGAAUCCCGAGGGACUUCCGCAAGUAUCUCCCGGCGGCGCAUGGUGAGGCGGUCGUGGUGGUGGAUGAGGCGGAUGACGAGUUCCACAUGAUGUAUAAUGCCUACAAAAAGCGCUGUCACUAUCUCGAAAAGGGGUGGAAAGGGUUCGCCUUCGACCAUGACCUUGUCGAUGGCGAUUGCUUGGUCUUCCACAUGACAGAGAGGGCAAAAUUCAAGGUCUACAUUUUUAGAGCAAACCCAGACUAUAAAAGUGACCAAACUUUUGAUGAAUCUGAGGAUGAAGAGUAAUGAAGAUGUGUGCUUCCAAUACAUUGUUCGGUCGGAGCAGGUACAUUGUUCUUACCAUUGUUUUCCUAUGUUGAAUUUCGUUCCAUCUCUCGCUUAGGUUGAAGCGUACUUGAAUUCAAUAUUUCUUUAUCUUUUGGCAAGGCAUCGAUUUCAUAAUUGACCAAGCUCAGUUUGUGGAUAAGAAAAAUACAAACUCACUUGCUUAUGAGUUAUGGCCACACAUAACCGUCUGUCCUACACUGGAGCUAGAUGUUUUGACGAACUGCACUGGCUGUUUCUCCCAUUUCCCUAUUGUUUUGAGAUUUCGAGCCUGACGAGUCAAACUGCAACCUUAUUUUGUUGCUUACUUAUGCUAGCCAUGACAAUACACGGGGAACUUUGGGACUUCUCAGUGGCCAAACGCCUGAACUAACUGAUGAACAUAUUAGAUGUGCGCGUAGAAAGUAAAAACUGUCUGGAUAGUGUUUCUCGAUAGGUAGGAGCAGGUUGUCUUAGACCCGAUGGUCUUUGCAAAGGUUCUACCUGUCUUGCCUCAGCCGUCCCCCUUAGACUUGAUCAGUACUUCUGUAGUACGCCCUCCCCUUAGAAUUAAUUUGGGACGCAGUAAUACUAAAUAAAAUGCUCUUGUAUACAGUUUGUCUAUCCGUAUAGAUGCUAACAUGUCAAAUAUGUCUUUUGUUGCAGUUUGUAGGAGAAACACGCUCUUGGCUGAUGUUGGAGUUGCCUACCGUGAUUGCAUGCUGGUUGCGUGUAGAGUCGCAUUCUCGAACCCAGUGUAGCAGGCCUGCAUUAUAACAUAGGUUAGAUGGGAGUAGUAGGUAGUGCAGGCCUUGUAUUGGUUGAACUACUAAACGGUUGUAGUCUGACUAUGGUCUCAAGUGCAUUUUUUCAUGCUGUUCCUGUUUA